This is a messenger RNA of Amyelois transitella, 511 nucleotides long. RefSeq names its product endocuticle structural glycoprotein ABD-4. The coding region runs from base 128 to 511 and encodes 127 amino acids. Gene Ontology annotation, cellular component: chitin-based extracellular matrix. Gene Ontology annotation, molecular function: structural constituent of chitin-based larval cuticle. NCBI's taxonomy places the organism in Eukaryota, Metazoa, Arthropoda, Insecta, Lepidoptera, Pyralidae. The record is from RefSeq and is a predicted model, not a curated record. The transcript has 4 exons.
GAUAUUCAAUAAGGAAGGAAAUAAUUUGGUCGGUAAACCAAUCAGUUAUCACGUUUGCAAAUAUUUGGUGUAUUUUUAAUAAAUUGAUCCGCGUAGAUCACAAGGUCUUUUAAUAAUUUUACAUAAAAUGAAGAACACCAUAGGAUUUCUCAUGUUUUUGGCGGUAACUUCUAUACAAGGGCAGAAUAAUGACAUGAUAGUUCGGAAUGACUUUGAAGGACCUGACGCUGACGGGUCGUAUAAAUGGGCGUUGCAAACUGAGGGAGGUAUCUACCACGAGCAGCGUGGUUCCUUGCAAGCAAAUCCGGGCGGCGAGUCUAGUUUAGUCGUUGAAGGACAAUAUCAGUACACAGCGCCGGAUGGCCAGGUGAUAAACCUCCUUUACAAGGCAGACGAGAACGGCUUCCAACCCCAGGGUCAGCAUUUGCCAACACCGCCGCCCAUACCGCCGGCAAUUCAGCGCGCGUUGCAAUAUUUAGCUACAAAAAGUCCAUCGACUGAUGAUUAUUGA